Messenger RNA from Trifolium pratense (red clover), 686 nucleotides. RefSeq lists its product as uncharacterized. The transcript has 4 exons. NCBI's taxonomy places the organism in Eukaryota, Viridiplantae, Streptophyta, Magnoliopsida, Fabales, Fabaceae. The record is from RefSeq and is a predicted model, not a curated record. Bases 194 to 526 code for a protein of 110 amino acids.
AGCUUGAGUUAAAAAAAAGAAGAAAAGAAUAAAAAAUAAAACGUCGCCGUGCCCACUCUCCGAAACUCGUGAAAUCUUCUCCGUCGCCGUCGUCUCCUCAAAACCUGUCCCGUCGCCUCCAUAUAUCCGGCUCGCCAUCUUAGGUAGCUCCAAAUUGCUCCUCAAAUCGUUGUCGAUCGAGAUAGUUGCAGUUAUGUCUUCAGAGAUGGAAAAUUCAAGCUCAACAGCAAAACGCAAACUAUCGUGCACCGCUUGCUUUGAUGCACUCUGGUUCUGCUACUCUCCAGUUCAUCAAAUGCAGCAGUAUUACAGGCUUGGUACUCUUGAUAAUUGUUCUGGCAAAUGGAAAGCAAUGGUUGACUGCUUAAUGCUCAAGACCAAACCCAGAUCUCAGGUCGAGGUUGGUUCCUAUUUCCUCAUUAAUGGGAAGUCCUCGAAGCUCGUGAGAAAGCAAAACCACACAUCUGGAAUUUCCGAACACGAUAUGAAGCUUCACAAAACUGGCAAAGACUAUAUGGUCAUCUAGACAGGCCUGAAUGAGGAAAAUCAUAUUAACACUCAUUGCCUUCUGAUUUUAUUGGCGUUUUAGAGGAAGAGACUUUUAGAGACUGGAUAAAGUUUAUAUCAAACUGAAGGUGCUAGGAAGUUCAUAUUAAAUUUCUGUUAAUAAUGUUUUAAAAUUGCAA